AUGAGUCCAGACAUUAAUAUUUUUAAAUGGCAGAUUGCUAACAGAGAUGCAUUCAAAUAUAAAAUAGGUAUUUUGAAAAAUAUUUGCUUCGAUCCUGUGUAUCACAGCAUUAUUUUAAACGAAAAGGACGAUAUACUACAUGCGAUACUCUAUCCACUUUGUGGCCCUGAAGAAUUUACAGAUGAAGAGAAUGAAAAACUGCCAAUGGAACUACAAUACCUGCCUGAAACAAAAACACGUGAGGAAGAUCCAGAUUUGCGUAAAAUGCUUUUGGAAUCACUGCUGCAGCUGUGCGCAACAAAGCGUUUUCGCGAAGUUUUACGGUCAAAAGGUGUAUAUGAAAUACUGCGUGAAUAUCACAAAUGGGAGGCAAAAUUUGGCAAGGAUAAAGAGUGUUUGUUAGCGUGUGAGAAUGUCGUGGACAUUUUGAUCAAGAAAGAGGAGGAAAUUGGCUUGGACAACUACAAAGAGGUGGAAGUGCCCGAAGAUGUGGCUGAUAAAUUUAUAAAAGAAGAUAGUGAAUAUUUGCAGAAUGUUUUAUAAUGUAAAAUUCGAUAUAAACUGGGAAUUUAUUACGUACAAAAUGUGACAAUUAAAUUUUUAUAAUAUGUACUAAAUAACUGAAGAAAAACUAAUAAUUCUAGCACAAAAGCG
Molecule: messenger RNA, 654 nt
Organism: Anastrepha obliqua
Lineage: Eukaryota; Metazoa; Arthropoda; Insecta; Diptera; Tephritidae
Product: protein HGH1 homolog
Exons: 4
Coding region: 1-543 (180 amino acids)
Source: RefSeq, a predicted model, not a curated record